Molecule: messenger RNA, 2411 nt
Organism: Coregonus sp. 'balchen'
Lineage: Eukaryota; Metazoa; Chordata; Actinopteri; Salmoniformes; Salmonidae
Source: the annotation of a GenBank genome assembly
AUGGUUAUGAGAGGGGCUGUCGAGUCGGGCUUCCCCCUGCUCGGAGUGGCCAUACUAGGCUGUUUCUGCUGCAUGCGAGGGGGUCAGACCCAGGAUGACUCGGGCUCUGAGGGGAUCCCAGGCACCAUGCCUCCCCACCUCAUCUUCAUCUUGGCGGAUGACCAGGGCUAUGGGGACGUGGGCUACCAUGGCUCGGACAUUCACACUCCGGUCCUGGACCAGCUGGCUGGGGAAGGGGUGAAGCUGGAGAACUACUAUGUCCAGCCGAUCUGCUCACCCUCACGCAGCCAGCUCAUGACGGGACGGUGAGUAAUGUACUUACUGUACUGUACUGGCUUAUUAGGCCUAUCUAGUAUUAUCCGGAAUGAUCUAAUUCCUCUCACACUUCUGUGCAUUCCUAUAACCUUGCUUCUAAAUAGAGGAGUGAUCUGUCAACACAUUGCAUUUUGUUGUGAAUAGACAUGUACUGUAUACGUUUAGAACAAAUGUGUGAAGGUUGUGACGUUGAUCCCUGACAAUAAAUGGGAGGGAUGUCUCACUGGUUCUGAAAUAUUUUCCUUCGUGGUUUGGGAAAUUACAUAAUCUUGGCUUCGCUCUGACCUCCCCUCCCCUCCCCUCCACUCCCCCUUUCUUCCAGGUACCAGAUUCACACGGGCCUCCAGCAUUCCAUCAUCCGGGCACGCCAGCCCCUGUGCCUGCCCCCGGACGCGCCCACCCUGGCUGAGCGGCUGCAGGAAGCAGGCUACAGCACCCACAUGGUAGGGAAGUGGCACCUGGGCUUCUGCCGGCCGGGCUGUCUGCCUACGGGUCGCGGCUUCCAGAGCUUCCUGGGCUCCCUGACUGGCAGCGGUGACCACUUCUCCUACCAGAGCUGUGACCAGGCUGAGGCCUGCGGCUUCGACCUGCACGACGGGGAGAGACCAGCCUGGGAGAUGAGCGGUAACUACUCCACAACGCUCUACAUAGAGAGGUGAGGCUAGCUCUUACACACAUCUUUGAUGAUGUUGUAUUCAAUAUUUAUGAGAAGGAGCUUAUCUAGUAGUAAACACUACUGUCCGUGUAGCUCAGUUGGUAGAGCAUGGCGCUUGCAACGGCAGGGUUGUGGGUUCGUUUCCCAUGGGGGGCCAGUAUGAAAACAAAUAUAUAAAAAAAUAAGAUAAGAGCGUCUGCUAAAUGACUGAAAUGUAAAUGUUAUGUUUUUAGAGUGAUUAGCAUUUGGCUAUUUCCGAGAUUUGGACACCACAGAAUCUAUGUAUUGUAUAUAAUGUCUCAGUUAUAUAAAGAUGUAACCCAGAUCUGGUGGCCUCCUCUUUUUGUCCAGGGUUAAGAAGAUCCUGAGGGCCCAUGAUCCCCGGAAGCCCCUCUUCCUGUACCUGGCCCUCCAGGCCGUCCACACACCCCUCCAGGCACCAAACCACUUUCUGCGACGCUACAGUGCCCUGGACAACCGCCCGCGACGACACUAUGCAGCCAUGGUGAGCUGUGUUGACGAGGGUGUGGGGGUGCUUGUGCAGGAGCUGAGGACCAGGGGUCUCUACCAGAACUCUGUCCUGGUCUACUCCUCAGACAACGGGGGCCAGCCCCUCUCUGGGGGCUGCAACUGGCCCCUGCGUGGGGGGAAGGGCACGUACUGGGAGGGGGGAGUACGGGCAGUGGGUUUCGUCCACAGCCCACUCCUGAAGAGGAAAGGGAAGGUGAGCAAGGCGCUGAUCCAUGUUUCUGAUUGGUACCCAACCCUGCUGUCUCUGGCGGGGGCACCGGAGAAGGACCGAGGCCAGCUGGACGGCCACAAUGUGUGGGGGGCCAUCAGCCAGGGGCUGCCUUGCCCCCGCACUGAGAUCCUGUUCAACAUCGACCCGGUAUCCCGACGGCCCAGUGAGGCAGACUCCAGGACCCUGGCCCUUAACGGCUUCGGCAUCUGGGACACGGCAGUGCGGGCGGCCAUCCGGGCCGGGGACUGGAAGUUGCUGACGGGAAAUGUGGGUGAUGGGGACUGGGUGCCCCCUCAGACCCUGCCCGGGGGGCCCCAGCAGUGGCAGGGCAUGGAGAAACGUCGAGACCAGAGGGGGAAGUCUGUGUGGCUCUUCAACAUCACCGCUGACCCUUAUGAGAGGUCAGACCUAGCCGAUGCAAGGCCUGAGGUGGUCAAAAUACUGCUGGCCAGGCUGGCCGAGUACAACCAGACGGCCGUGCCGCCCCGAAACCCACCAGAUGACCACAUGGCGGACCCCCAGCUCCAUGGGGGGGUGUGGACACCAUGGCUGGGUGAGCCGGGCAGCGAGGAGCCAGGGGGCAGCGGGGAGGGAGGGAAAGGGAAGAGUAGUAAGAUGAGGCACUGUAAGGUGUGCAAACUGAAAGCCCUCUUUAAGAAGGUGGGCUCCCGGAUGCAGAGAUCCUCUCUGUUCUUUUAG